This is a messenger RNA of Amoebophrya sp. A25, 1942 nucleotides long. NCBI's taxonomy places the organism in Eukaryota, Dinophyceae, Syndiniales, Amoebophryaceae. The record is from the annotation of a GenBank genome assembly.
GAAUUCGAACGCAACGGCUUCCGCAUUCAGGGGGCGAAUGGCAAUAGUAGUAGUUCUGCUAGUUUUACAUCAAGAUCAAACGUUGUCCUGCAGCAGAAGACAGGGGAAAUACAACGAGGAGAAUCAGGUCCUCCGAGAACAACGAAUUCUCAGGCUGUUGCACCUGAAAUGUCGCCAUUAGAUGUUACAUAUGCAGCGGAACCACCAGCAGCGGCAACAAAAGUAAAGAUGUUCAACAAUUUUUUUGCGCCGCAGAACAGAACUAGUGCUAGUAGUGGCAAUAGUGCACAGUUGAUGGGAACGAUUGGGGUAUCUUCACCACUCGACGCAAGCGUAACUGCGUUGCCUCAGAGAACAUCGAAUCCUGGGUCGAGUUUGCGAUUUGGAGGUGGUCCUCCUGCACCAACGUUGAUGGGAACGAUCGGCAGAGAAGGGCCUCAACUGGGCUUCUUUCGCUCACGUGGAAGUAAGAGUUCAUCGCCAGGGACUAACACUAUUCCUAUAGGUCAACAUCAACAACAACAACAACAACAACAACAAACUGGUGGCGCUGGGACAAACAGUAGUAACGACAAUCCAGAGCAGCAGUUGAUAGGGAGAAACUCCUCAUCAAUGAUGGGACGUGGCGAAAAUCGCCUAUCCGGAACAGGUGCUGGUGUGGACAUGCUAGGCGCGACAGUCACGGUUCCAGGGUCACUAGUGAAGCCAGCAGCCCUGAUGCAAGGCCACGUGCCGGAUUUAGCGAAGUUCAUCUCAACGCAUCGUCCACCGCCAAUAAACACCCCUGCGCGCGUUCCGCCAACCAUGACGCAUUUACCUGGCAACGUGAAUGCGUCGAGCUCCGGAGCUGCUUUUGCACCACACCCAUCAUCCUCUGGUGGUGGAAGAGUACCCCAAGCGGCGGUCUUGCACUCUUCUACUGCUGGAGGUGGAUCUCCAUACGAUCCGGUUGAAGACUCCGUAUCUUCUUCUGCUUCCAGAGGACUUGCGGAACAUCUAGAUCCUAAGAAAGCGAAGACGUAUUUUAGCUUCGAUUCACCGACUGCAGAGAGCGCUUCGAACCAACAACCGGUGCGAGACAAUAACCAGCACAAUAGUAUUAAAUCGACGUUUUAUGAUCCUUUUGCAGACGUUUAUAGAAGUAGUCAGCAAGGCCAAGGUCCCAGUGGAGGUGGGCCAGGAACAGCGCAAACAUCUUCUUCAUCCACUGGGGGUUACAAUCAGCAAGGUGUUGUUGUACCAAGAACAAGUCUGAAUAUGAACACAAAAAGUCAGCCACCUGAGGAUCCGGGGAGUCCGACUUUGCCACUAGGCUUUUUUGGGUCACAGGGGCCAGAAUACUACCAUACAGGAGGGGCCUCUUCGCAGUCUUGCCAAGCGCAGAUGAAUAAGACGGACACGGGUCGUGGAGGGGGUGGCAGACAGUUGUUAUGUGAUUUCGAUGUUGAAGCACGGAGUAGCUACGAGUAGUUUGGGGUUCCACUCCAGACCUCCUUCACAAUUGUAGAUAUGAUGCAACUUUUGAUUUAAUCUUAGACCCUCCAACUACUAGCACUGUCAUUUGAGUCUGAUGACGCUAUCCUACUCUAAUUUCCAGCUUAACAGUCCAGCUUGACGAAAGCGUUUGGGACACUUUGAAAUUUGCAGACACCGACAACUUCCCAGCCAGAGCAGCGCAAUUUCUGCAGAGGAAUCGUAAGAACCAGAUCCUUUGUGAGGGCCUGGUCGCAGAGAUGGCUAAGUUGGUGGCUGGUGGACAAAAGAGUGGGAACUGUGAUGUGGCGGAUUUGUUGUAGAUUGUCGAUUAACAAGGCUAGUACUAUGCACUUAUAGAUUAUAGCAAUGACUGACAUACCGACAAAUAGGGCCGCGAUUAUGAAUAUAAUACAAGCUCGUCUCUGUCUGGUCUGUCUUUUUUCUAGUUAGGUCGGCUCCACCACAA